Messenger RNA from Colletotrichum abscissum, 1125 nucleotides. RefSeq lists its product as uncharacterized. Lineage: Eukaryota; Fungi; Ascomycota; Sordariomycetes; Glomerellales; Glomerellaceae. The record is from RefSeq and is a predicted model, not a curated record. The transcript is spliced from 2 exons. Bases 1 to 1125 code for a protein of 374 amino acids.
AUGUUCUCCAACUUCCUUCCUGCACAAGCGCGCACUUCUCGAUCUCAAACUCCACUAGCAAUCAUGACCCAAAAGCCGAAUGUGGGCUCCACCACAUCCGCCGCCCGAAGAAGCGUCAUGGCGAUGGACACUGGCCGGAUUGAUUGGAAGGAGGCUUUUCUGUUCUUCUACUGGGAUGCGAAGAAACUCCGCACUCGCCCCAAGGAGGGCCACAUUAUCGAUAGGUUGAUUGUCGAGUUCUUCCAGCAAACGAGGCCGUCCAUGGCGGAUGAGGGCCCUGUUCUCAAUUGGGAUAUGACCCUAUUCAGACUUAUGAAUGCGCUACGCAGACAGCUCGGUUUUGACACAACAUCCGAGGUCACUCCUUCAACAUACCUUUUUCUCGGCCAAAUCGAUCCUCGGGACGCUUGGAACCGACCGCCGUUUGUAGACUGGGUGCGCCUGGAAACUGAAACCCAACUUCUUUUCACCUACGCGAACAACACCAUUACCCGCUUCCUCGAUCACCUAGUCGUUGAAGCGUACGGGCGACAACACGCGCCAUGGACGUUGUACAACCCGUAUCUCAAAACGUUCCAAGAGGCCCAUGACAUUGAAAAUUGGAGCGUUCCACUACCAUUCGGAUAUGCUGCUGAGAUGCUCUCGCACAUCUCAUGGCCAGAGGGUCCCCAGAUCGCGGAAAGCGCUGGGCUAGUGCAUUCCCAGAGCCACGAGAUCCGUUUCGGCAUCUCCGUCGGACCGACCCACCGCUCAGCCAUACUUGCCUUCCCCACUGAAGAGCUAACGAACACACGGAUAAUGAAUUUGACAAAGCGCUACUAUACGGCUAUGCUCCUCUGGGUGGGUGAGAUGAUCACGGGAGGGGCUAUUGAAUCACUCCCCGGCCUGCUGAACGACCAGUUCAAGGGCUGGUUGAAGGCGAAUGACGACGAAGACAACGAUGAGUCUCUGGCUGUGUCCAAGAGCCUUUGGGAAGCAUACAGGAAGGUCGGCUUGCAACCAUUGCAUGGCGAUGUGAUCAGUGCCUCUAGCGGUUCAUCGGGCCGCCCGUGGACUGAUGGAACCUCUGAAAGUUUUGUCGAGGCGAAGAAGCCGGCUAGGAGUAGUUACUUUCAAGCUAAUUAG